This is a messenger RNA of Rhododendron vialii, 1008 nucleotides long. RefSeq lists its product as uncharacterized. Lineage: Eukaryota; Viridiplantae; Streptophyta; Magnoliopsida; Ericales; Ericaceae. The coding region runs from base 1 to 1008 and encodes 335 amino acids. The record is from RefSeq and is a predicted model, not a curated record. The transcript has 6 exons.
AUGAAAGAUCUUGGUCUUGUUUCCUAUUUUCUUGGUAUUUCAGUUCAAUCUCAUGAUCAUGGUUAUUUCUUGUCCCAAAGCAAGUAUGCUGGUAAGAUUCUUGCUAAAGCUGGUAUGGUUGAAUGUAAACCAUGUGCCACUCCUAUUGCUCUUGAGUCUGUCUCCUCCACUACUGAUUCCCCUCCCUUUGGUAAUCCUUCUCUUUAUCGUAGUAUUAUUGGUGCUCUACAGUACUUGACUAUUACUAGACCAGAAUUGGCCUAUGCUGUUAAUCAAGCCUGUCAGCAUAUGGCUUCUCCUACUACUGCUGAUUUUACUACCGUCAAACGUCUUCUUCGUUAUGUUCAAGGCACUAUUGAUCAUGGUCUUAGUUUCACCCCUGGUUCCUUUAAUUUGCAAGCCUUUUCUGAUUUUGAUUGGGCUGGCGAUUCUAUUGAUCGACGAUCUACUUCGAGUGCCUUGGCCCUAGCCUCAAAUCCUGUGUUUCACGCUCGUUCUAAGCAUAUUGAAAUCGAUUAUCACUAUAUUUGUGAACAGGUUGCUGCUAGAAAGCUUGUUCUUCGUCAUAUUUCUUCUAUGGAUCAAGUUGCUGAUGUGUUUACCAAACCCCUUUCUGUUUCUCGAUUUCUUUAUCUUAAGGACAAGCUCCUGGUUCGUUCCUCACCCAAUCGCUUGUGGGGGAAUGUUGGAGAUAUUAGGCCAAUAACUCACUUACAACUGAAGACUACAUCUGAGUGUGAGUGUGCCAAGAGUUUGAGGAACUGGUCUCUGUGUAUCAGUUGGGAUUGUGAAAUCAGUGUCAUGGUCAGUGUGUACCAGAAGAAGUAUUGUGAAGGGGUGUUGGCGCCUGUAAAAUCCAACCCUGUUGUAAGUUCUGAGAAUAUAGUUGAUACCGAUACAGAAAUUAUUGAUGCUGAGAUAUGUGUAUCAUUUGCUGAGAUACUGUUAUCUAUAGACUACUUUUUUGAGAUAUAUGUAUCUAUUGCUUUGUAUCUGUUUGCAGACUGA